Messenger RNA from Microplitis mediator, 1325 nucleotides. It is a transcript of the gene sau, whose product is annotated as Golgi phosphoprotein 3 homolog sauron. The transcript is spliced from 5 exons. Gene Ontology annotation, biological process: Golgi vesicle budding; Golgi organization; retrograde vesicle-mediated transport, Golgi to endoplasmic reticulum. Lineage: Eukaryota; Metazoa; Arthropoda; Insecta; Hymenoptera; Braconidae. The record is from RefSeq and is a predicted model, not a curated record. The coding region runs from base 199 to 1116 and encodes 305 amino acids. Gene Ontology annotation, molecular function: phosphatidylinositol-4-phosphate binding. Gene Ontology annotation, cellular component: trans-Golgi network; Golgi cisterna; cytosol.
AUCUCACAAACCUUGAAGACAGUAGUAGACAAGCCAUUUUGGAAAUAAGAGUAAUGUUGUUGUCGAUGUCAACAACCUUUUUCAUUGCAUCGUAGUUGUUUUUAUUUAAAAUUAAAAAAGUGAGAAACAUAAAGGUUAAACUUCAAUUACGUGGUGAUAUAUACAUAAUAGAACGCUGCAGUUGAAAAAAAAAUUAACAUGAAUCGUACUGACGGUUUAGUACAGAGGAGAAGAGUAGUUAAUAGUAGCAAUACACUAGGACAGGAUGGAAAUUCUGAUUCAAGUGGGAUUUCGAAUGACCAAUCAUCUGGUCAUGGACCUGAUCUCGAGGGUAAUUCAUUGAAAGAUUUUAAUUCUAAUCCAACUCUAGAUGAAGACUCAGAUAAAGAAACCAGAUUGACGUUAAUGGAAGAAGUUUUGUUGCUUGGAUUAAAAGAUAAAGAGGGCUAUACUUCAUUUUGGAAUGAUUGUAUAAGUUCUGGGUUGAGAGGAUGUAUAUUAGCAGAAUUAGGUCUUCGUGGCAGAGUUGAAUUAGAAAAAGCUGGAAUGCGAAAGCGAGGUUUACUAACUAGAAAACUAUUGGUGAAAAAUGACGCUCCUACUGGUGAUGUACUAUUGGAUGAAGCUUUAAAACAUCUAAAAGAAUAUGAACCACCAGAACCAGUUCAAAGUUGGAUUGAAUAUUUAAGCGGAGAAACAUGGAAUCCCCUAAAGCUGAGGUAUCAGUUGAAAAAUGUUCGAGAACGAUUGGCGAAAAAUUUAGUUGAAAAAGGUGUCCUCACAACAGAAAAACAAAAUUUUUUAUUAUUUGAUAUGACAACACACCCAUUGACUGACAAUCUAGCCAAAACUCGACUCGUCAAAAAGAUACAGGAAGCUGUUCUAUGUCGCUGGGUAAAUGAUGCUAGUCGUAUGGACAGAAGAACUCUGGCACUCGUUUUUCUAGCCCAUGCAGCUGAUGUGUUAGAAAAUGCAUUUGCACCUUUAUCAGAUGAUGAUUAUGAAGUAGCCAUGCGUCGAGUAAGAACAUUAUUAGAACUCGAUUUUGAAGCAGAAGCCUCUAAGUCCAAUGCAAAUCAAGUUUUAUGGGCUGUAUUUGCAGCAUUUACAAAGUAACAUUAUCCUCUAAACUUAAAAUAUGAGGAAUCUACUCUAAACGUGACAUAAAUUACAAUCAAGUGGUUGGAAGUAUUCUAAUUUUACUACUUUGAAUAGAAAACUUCUUCCACAAUGAUUCAUCUUCCCAACAUUUUACUGGCGAGAAAUUAUGCAGAAAGAAUAUGAUGAUAUAUUUCUCACCGCAAUUUUUUUUUUUUUUUUUUUUU